AUGAAAAAGCAAACGAAAGGAGAGCCUGAUCUUUUGAUUGAGUCGAUGCAGAAACUCAUAGAUCAUAUGAACGAUAGUAAGCAACAUCAAGAGGAGAUAUUUCAAUCCCUUACCCCUACAGAUGUUCAAAAAAUACUAACCAAUUUUGAGGAUAAAAACUAAUUAAUGAGGAAGACUUCAGCAGCCUUUUUAUGUGAACUUGUUUUUGACAAUCCCACAGUGCAAAAAGGAUUUUGCGAGAUUUCAAACAUUCUGCCAAUGGAUGGCAAAAUUUGUGUAAACAAAAUCCCAUAAUCAUUGUUGAGUCAAGCCAAACAUUUGCCAGAGAUCUUCGAGACAAUUAAGAGUGCUUAGAUCCCAUUUGAUAACGAAUUAAAUUAUCCUUUGUGUUGGUAUUUUGAAAAUUAGAGAGACAAGGUGUGGAAGAAAGGUGUAAAAUUCAUCAAGUUUGAAAAAAGCAGCAAUGGUGCAAAGACAAGAAUUGAGAAGUUCAUCGAUCCAUAGUUACACCUCUUUGGUUUCAUAAUUGCAAACAAAAAGGAAAUCUAAUCUCAAGAUGAAAUAAAGAAAGCCACAGUUUAGACUAGACAAUAGUAGAGUGUUUCAACUUAUGAAUCAAAUGUGAAGCGAAUUCCCAAUGUUUAGAAGAUGAGACCUAACUCAGGACAAUCCCCAAUCCAAUCAGUUAGUCCUCUCAUUAAAAGACAGAGAGGAAUGAAUGCCUCGGUGGAUUAUGAUACAAGUGGAACUAAAUCAUCUCUUGGGAAAACAAUGAUAGAAACAGAAUAAUUAUAGACAAUCAAUGAGAUUGAUAGACCUAAAUCGAAAUUGGAUUCUAAGAAGAGUACAACUAACAAUAAUAUUUCAAAUAUCUAGAAGAGAUUUAAAUGA
Paramecium tetraurelia is the source of this 891-nucleotide messenger RNA. RefSeq lists its product as uncharacterized. The record is from RefSeq and is a predicted model, not a curated record. NCBI's taxonomy places the organism in Eukaryota, Ciliophora, Oligohymenophorea, Peniculida, Parameciidae. The transcript is spliced from 3 exons.